Brassica rapa (field mustard) is the source of this 1938-nucleotide messenger RNA. Its product is annotated as protein TIFY 5A. Gene Ontology annotation, cellular component: nucleus. Gene Ontology annotation, biological process: response to wounding; regulation of jasmonic acid mediated signaling pathway; regulation of defense response. The record is from RefSeq and is a predicted model, not a curated record. NCBI's taxonomy places the organism in Eukaryota, Viridiplantae, Streptophyta, Magnoliopsida, Brassicales, Brassicaceae.
ACAAAUAAAUUUUUUGUUAAAUUUCUUUCUUUAUGACAAACAAAAAUGCCAUUGACUCAAUGAUUAAAGUAACUAAUUAUGUAGGCAAUGGGAACUCAAUUAAGACUUGGAUUAGCCCAUGGUUUCCACUACAUUUACCGAAAGGUCUUAAAAGAAUUAUUUUAGACGGAUGCGUUUUGCAUAAACCAAGAUUGAUCAACAUAUCUCAAUUUAAACAUUAUAACAACCAAAAGCGGAAUGUAAAUGAGAAUUACUUAAACCGAUUUCAUUUCAAAUAUGUUUUUAUCUUAACUAAAAUAACAUUAUAGUGGAUGGCUUGACAACUAAAUUCAAUCACUAAUCAAAAAUGUUGUCCCUACCACGUUUUUUCUCCAUGAAUCCUUACCACUUGUUUCAUAGCCGCAAAGAAAAUAGAUACAUAUGAAUCUUGUAGAAGAGUUAAUAAAAGUAAGAAAUAUCAAAAGGAGCAACUUAUUGGAGACGCAAACACGUGCUUCGAUCAAAUAUUAAUUAGUUAUCCUGAUUCUACCUUAAUCUAAUCAUUUAAUAAAAUUUCGUAACACUUAAUACAACAGAUAAGUUUUGUCAAACACCGCCAAGAUUGAUAAUAUUUGCGUGUGCAGUGAUUAUAGAAUUGACUUAAGAAGAUACGCCGCCUGUGAAUAUUAAUCGGUAAACUAUUCAGCAGUCGAUACUAUUCAGCAGUCGAUACUUUGACAACUAAAAAGCAGGUAGGCAUCAAACACUUUAGUAUACCGGUGAACUAAUAUAGGAGUAUAAUAAAAAAUACCAAAGAUACAGAAAAUUUUAACAAAUAAUUAUUCCAAUCAAAACGAAUGAAAUAUGAGAGUACUAUUUUCGGAAAUGUACAAAAUGCGUCGAAACCGCCAGUAGAGAUUUAGUAGUAUACGUAUUAAAAUGCAACGGAAAAAAUAGAAUAAAAAUAAAGUUUCGUGACUUUUGUCUUUUUAUUCUAGUUCAAUUAAUAAAGAAUCCAAAACCUAUACUACACAAAUAAAAAAAUAGAAAAAACAUUUUCCAUGUGAGAUAAUUAAAAAGAAGCUGUGAUCUGUCUGUCUCUGUCUUAGGAUACCGUGUUCUAUCUCCACUAACUCUCUCGCGCCCUCUCUCCCUCCUCACAAACCAAACAUAUAAAUAAACUUAUAUUCGUCAAUCCAGACACAAUAUCACCACCACCACCAUCAUCAGCAUCAUCAGUUAUUGUCCUUACAACUCAGAAGAUGGAGAAAAACUGCGACUUGGAACUUCGUCUCUUUCCAACAUCUUCUUAUGAUGAAUCAGAUACCUCUGUGGUAGAAUCAAGAAGCUCUGGAAACUCACUACCAAAAGAGGAAGAAUCUCAGAGGAUAACAAUUUUCUACAAUGGAAAAAUGUGUGUUUCUUCGAAUGUUACCCAUCUUCAGGCUAAAUCUAUAAUAUCGAUCGCGAGUAGAGAGAUGGAAGAGAGGUCAUCCUCAAACGGGUCGGAUCCUCGGAACAGGUUGACAAGAUUACAUCAUCAUCAGCUUCCAAAUCCAAAGGCUUCUAUGAAAAGAUCUCUUCAAAGUUUUCUUCAGAAACGGAGGAUUCGAAUUCAAGCAGCUUCACCUUACCAUCAGCAUUCACGACGAUAGUGUUUUUAUUUUGUUUCUCAAUUUUUAUUUCACAUGCUUUAAAAAAAUAAUAAUAAUUUAGACAUGUCUUGUUUGUUGCUGGGGAUGGUUAAAACAUUUGACAUCCAUGGUUUGUCAAAUUAGACGUAAUUUUUAUGAAAACCAUUAGUCAAAAAAUAUGUAAUUUUUUUUCUCUUUGUGAUAUAGUGAGGUUAGAGAAUGUUAAUUAAUUUUGGUGAGAAAUGUUUUAGCCGUAGUGUGUAAAAAACAAGUUAUGUAUUUAAGAAUUAUACCUAAAGAAGAACUGUAUCCAUUGAUAAUGAAU